AGAACUCCAGUGGCAUUUUAUCUCUCCUCUACGACAAGAUCUGCAGCUGCUUCACCAUCAUGUGAUCCACAUGUGUCCUGCAGCUGCAGCCUCAGCCUCAGAUCUCCAGCCGCUGCCCUCAGCUACAAGGGGGAACCUCCGGAGACUCCUCCUCCUCUUUCCCUCUGGCCGAGUAGUCAGUGCCUGCAGCUGAGCUUAGCUCUUUCUCCUCUCCUCUUUGUAAUACCAGCAAGUUCAGGACACCCAGGCUUUGGUCCAGCUGGUGAUGAGAUGGGGACUGGCCAGUCUAUGUGCUUUCCAGCCAUCUCGGGCCCCCACCACGUUGGCUGCACAGAUGUGAUGGUGGGUCAGAGUCUGGAGGGGAGCCUCUUCCGACUCUUCUACCCCUGCCAAGCAUCAGAGACAAAGUGUGAGCAGCCCCUGUGGAUUCCCCGCUAUGAGUACUGCUUGGGCCUGGCUGACUACCUGCAGUAUAACAAGCGCUGGGUUGGGUCGCUGUUCAACCUGGGUAUCGGAUCUUGUCGCUUGCCUGUUAGCUGGAAUGGCCCCUUUAAGACAAAGGAAUCUGGAUACCCCUUGAUCAUCUUGUCCCAUGGCCUAGGAGGCUUCAGGGCAUUGUACUCAGCCUUCAGCAUGGAGCUGGCCUCCCGUGGCUUUGUGGUUGCUGUCCUGGAGCACAGGGACCAGUCAGCUUCGACCACCUACUUCUGCAAGCAGACCCCACAAGAGAGCCAGCACACUGAAUCCCUGGAGGAGGAAUGGAUCCCCUUCCGUCGAAUCAAGGAGGGGGAGAAGGAAUUCCACGUUAGGAAUCCCCAGGUGCACCAGCGGGUUGGAGAGUGUGUGCGGGCACUGCGGAUCCUGCAGGACGCCUCUGAGGGGAAGCCCGUCCUCAAUGUCUUUCCUGGUGGAUUGGACCUGGUAACCUUGAAGGACGGCAUCGACAUGAGCCGGGUGGCUGUGAUGGGACACUCGUUUGGAGGCGCUACAGCCGUUCUUGCUUUGGCCCAGGAGGUCCAGUUUCGGUGUGCUGUGGCCCUGGAUGCUUGGAUGUUCCCUCUGGAGCAUGACUUCUACCCCAAGGCCAGGGGCCCUGUGUUCUUUGUCAAUGCUGAGAAAUUCCAGACUGUGGAGACCAUCAACUUGAUGAAAAAGAUAUGUGCCCAGCACGAACAGUCCAGGAUUGUGACUGUCCUGGGAGCUGUUCAUCGGAGUCAAACUGAUUUUGCCUUUGUGACCGGCAACCUGAUUGCUAAAUUCUUUUCCAGUCACACUCGUGGGACCUUGGACCCUUACGAAGGUCAGGAGGUUAUGGUGCGGGCCAUUUUGGCCUUCCUGCAGAAGCACCUUGAAACCAAACAUGGAAGGAUUAUGACCAAUAUCAUAAGUCACAGACCAGCUAAAUGGCAAAGCCUUUUGAGGUCCCUGGUGUUAUCACUACCCAGAGCUUUUCUGACGGACAAGCAAGCGUGCUUUUCCACUGGGAAUUUGGAUGUUUGAGGUGAUCGUCUCAGUGUUGGUGAGAUAGCUCUGAGGGUAGAUGGUGCUUGUGGCACCAGCCUGAAGACCUGAGCUCAAUCCCUGGAACCCACACAAAGGUGGAAGGAGAAAACCAACUCCACAGAGUUGUCUUCUGACCCCCCCCACACACACUCUUCAUGGUGUGUGCACACGUGUGCACGCACACAAUACAGAUAUUGCAAAAAGAAAGUUAAUGGUCUAACUAAACUUUUUUGGACCACAAAGACUAGAAUUUUCGUUUACCUCAAGGGGAAAAAAAGUGAGCUGGGUGGUGGUGGCACACACCUUUAAUCUCAGCAUUCAGGAGACAAAAGCAAGUAGAUCUCUGUGAGUUCCAGGUCAGCCUGGUUGACACAGCUAGUUCUAGGACAGUCAGGGCCAUUACACAGAGAAACCCUGUCUUGCAAAACAAAUAAGCAAACAAAAACAAAAAACAAAGAAAGAAACCCGGAAGUUUGUUUAUGAGGUGUACCUGGACCCAGUGGGUGACAGAGUCAAGGGACCAUUGCAGUAUGGAUGUGUUUGUUUUGUUUUGUUUUUCUCUGCUCCACAGGCUCAGUGUGUGUCUUCCUGUUUCCUUGUCUUCCUCUGCUUCUUUCAUUCUUUCUAUGCUUUUUUUUUUUCAUACCCUGGAGUGUCUGUCUGUUCAAUCUCUGCUUCCUCAGAACUUGGUUUAGCCUGUGCCAGCGGUGGCCAGUCCUCUCUCCUGUGGGUUCACAGCUUUUGUACUCACAGCUGUAUUGGGGGGCGGGUAACUUUGGGGGCAGUGACCUCAUUUUAUUUGCUUGUGUAUUUACUAUGAUUAUUUCUUAACACUAGAUUCCCAAGAGAGGUUCUUGGUUGUACCUACCAAAAUGCAUUGUGGGUCACUGUCCAGCCUAGAGCUUUCAUGAUCACAUGUCCCUUUCACUGCAGUCCAUGUGGAAGAGAAGCACCCCGAGCCUCAGGAAGCUGACCCCUCACUUUCAUCAGGAGGCAGCCAGGCUUGCCUGAACCAGCCUCACAGCAAGAUCUGAUAUCUUACCCCUCAACACACGUACACACACACACACACACACACACACACACACACACACACACUCAGGCCAGAGAAGCCACAGGUAGCACACGGCAGCUCUUUAGAUAUCUAUAGUCACCUCUGAUAUCCUCUGUUCAUGGCCGUGGGACCUGCAGUGGUUCCUUGUUCAAUCCCCCACACACUCUAUUAUCACCUUUCUUUGGGUGCAGUUUGUCAGGGCCUCUUUUAAAGAGAGGUGCCCUGACUGGAACACACUACGCUAGACGUGGUCUGGGCAGCACCUGGCCCAGCAGGGCCCUCCCCUCUGUGCUCGGGACCUGGGUCUUCCCCUGCAUAGCCUGCGUGCAUUUGUGUUUCCCACAAUGUGUGCAACCCAUCUGGUUCGGGUUGUGCUAAUGUUUGUAAUAUGCCCGUCCUACUAAGAACACAUUGCUGCUACGAGCCAGAUUUGCAUGUCUGUUUACAUUUGCUCAUUUCACCUUGCAAAUUAUGAGUUUAGAAACUUGCAGGGCCUCACAGAGACGCAUCUUUUCUCCUGACGAAAAGGAGUGGUCCCACCUCCCAAGACUUGAGUGGUUCCUGCUCCCUGGUCCUCAGCUGCACCUCCUGUUUCCCCUAGGCACAUGUCCUUAUAGGAGCCCAAGAUUAAAGAUGACAGGGCAGGCUAUGAGUGGUGGCGCACACCUUUAAUCCCAGCAUCGGGGGGCAGAGGCAGGUAGGUCUCAGUGAAUUUGAGGCCAGCCUGGUCUACGUAGAGAGUUCUAGGCCAGCUAGGACUCUGUCUCAAAAGAAAAAGUUGAAGGUGACAAGGGAGCCCGCAGUGGUGUGACAGACAGUUAAAGGGAGAGACCAGCAGAGGAGGAGGUGUCAGGAGUCACGGCUGGAGGAAGCUUGCUGGACAUUUAGUCUGCUUAUGUCACCAGUGCUUGUCACGCUCAAUGCUCUAGAGUCAUUAUCUAUCGUGUCUGAUUCUGGAGAUGGCCCUUCCCAGUAGUUUUUUUUUUUUUUAUUUAGUAGCUUCAUUUUUUUCCAGAUGAAUAUAUUAAAGCUUAGAAAAGGUCAGUAGUCUGUAAUUGUUCAAGGUUAUCUGGUUCUGAUGACAAUGCCAGUGCUCGGUCUGACUGUAGCCCCACAGCCUGUGCCCCUUCAUUGGUGAGCCGCAGUGUCACGAUACACAACAGUGUCUUUUACUUCAGUCACACAGUGGCUGCCUAGGAGGACCCCGGGGUUAGACCUGACUGGAGUGAAGGGAGAGCAGCCAGGGAAGGGGCUGCCUACAGAAGGCGAUUCCCGCUUAGAUCUUGACUGAUGAAGAAAGGCCAUAGUGAGGGAAGGGACAGGGGUCUUCCCUGGUAGUGUGGGUAGUUCCCAUACAUCCCAAGCUCAGGACAGGGAGCUGUUGAAGAGGCAAGGGGAGAAGUGGGCAGAAGUCAGGAGCAGCGGCCCAUGGAUUUACUGAAGGGGGUUGGGAACCUGACACCUCAGUCUGUGAGGAGCCUGCUAUAGGUUGUAGGCAGGAGAAUGGCAUGGUUGGACAGGCUUGCGGUCUAGCUACAUGUAGAGGAUGGGUGAGUCAGAGAGUUGAGAACCAACAGUGUGGGUAGCAUGGAGGCUCUUGUGGUAACCCAGGGGUAGUGGGGGCUUUCGUGGUAACCCGGCUGAGAAGAGAGAAAGCAGAAUCUGAGUGAAGACGAUGUAUCUUUACCAACUGGCUUUACAAAGAAAGGAAGCAUUUAGGUGCCUUGUCACUGGGGGAACUAAAUGGGCCAGAGGUGGCUCAGCAUCACCUCACAGCUCCUGCCUAACGCCUCCAGAGCACAGGGGUGAUGCUGCCUUCCCAGUGAAAUCUCCUCUUUCUCCUCUCUGUCCCCACCUGCCCUCCUGGAAGGCCUCACUCCUGUUGUAAUUUAAGAAAAGCAGCGCUCGAGAGAAAGACAGGGUUCAGGCAGAGGUUUUUUUGUUUUUUGUUUUUUGUUUUUCCCUAAGGAAAAGGGGAACUGGAGAGAGGAGACUGAGACCAGCUCCAGAGGACAGACAGGGGCAGCAGGAGAGAGGAAAGAAGGGCAGG
This is a messenger RNA of Cricetulus griseus (Chinese hamster), 4607 nucleotides long. NCBI's taxonomy places the organism in Eukaryota, Metazoa, Chordata, Mammalia, Rodentia, Cricetidae. The record is from RefSeq and is a predicted model, not a curated record.